Messenger RNA from Pollicipes pollicipes, 7097 nucleotides. Its product is annotated as fatty acid synthase-like. Gene Ontology annotation, biological process: fatty acid biosynthetic process. Gene Ontology annotation, molecular function: phosphopantetheine binding; 3-oxoacyl-[acyl-carrier-protein] synthase activity; oxidoreductase activity. Lineage: Eukaryota; Metazoa; Arthropoda; Thecostraca; Pollicipedomorpha; Pollicipedidae. The record is from RefSeq and is a predicted model, not a curated record.
AUCACGAUGCCUGCCCAGUUUCCGGACUGUCCGCCUAUCAUCGGCGACUCCAUGACGGUGACCGACCAGGAGGGCCCCCGGCGGGUGACGCUGUCGUCGCUCGCCGAUGACGUGGUCAUCAGCGGUGUCAGCGGCAAGUUCCCGGAGUCGGACAACCUGCAGGAGUUCGCCGACAACCUGUUCGGCGGCGUGGAUAUGGUGACCGAGGACGGCCGGCGCUUCACACCCGGCAUCUUCGGCCUGCCGACGCGGUCCGGCAAGCUGAAGGACCUGUCGUCGUUCGAUGCUUCGUUCUUCGGCGUCAGCCCCAAGCAGGCCAACAAGAUGGACCCGCAGCUGCGCCUGCUGCUGGAGCUGACGCACGAGGCCAUCGUGGACGCGGGAGUGAGCCCGCAGUCUCUCCGCGGCACCAGGACCGGCGUGUUCAUCGGCGUGUCCCAGAGCGAGACGGACACCAAGCUGUCCGAGGACCCCGACCAGAUCAACGGCUACGGCUUGACGGGCACCAACCGCGCCAUGUUCGCCAACAGGAUCAGCUACACGUUCCACUUCACUGGUCCCAGCUACGCCAUGGACACGGCCUGCUCCUCGUCAUUGCUGGCUCUCAACAACGCCCUGCUCUGCAUGAGAACCGGCCAGUGUGACGCGGCCAUCGUCGGCGGCGUGAACCUCUGCCUGCGGCCCGAGUCGAGCCUCCACUUCGCCCGGCUCAACAUGCUCUCGGCCGAGGGCAAGUGCAAGGCCUUCGACGCCACAGGCGCCGGAUAUGUGCGCUCGGAGGCGGCCGUGGCCGUGCUGCUGCAGCGUGCCCAGCACGCCCACCGCGUCUACGCCACCGUCGUGCACGCCAAGGCUAACACGGACGGCUUCAAGGACCAAGGAAUCACCUACCCGUCGACCCAGGUGCAGCGUCAGCUGCUGCAGGAGGUGUACUCCGAGGCCGGCGUCGACCCCCGCCGGCUGGCGUAUGUGGAGGCGCACGGCACCGGCACCAAGGUCGGUGACCCGGUGGAGGUGGGCGCCAUAACGGAGGCGCUCUGCAAGGAUCGCUCGUCGCCGCUGCUCAUCGGCUCCGUCAAGUCCAACAUGGGCCACUCGGAGCCGGCCUCCGGUCUCUGCUCAGUGGCCAAGGUGCUGAUCGCCAUGGAGUCGGGCGUGAUCCCGGGCAACCUGCACUUUAGCCAGCCCAACCCCGACAUCAGCGGCCUGCAGGAGGGCAAGGUCCAGGUGGUGUCCUCCAACACGCCCUGGAGCGGCGGCUACGUCGGCAUCAACUCGUUCGGCUUCGGCGGCGCCAACGUGCACGUGAUCCUGCGCUCGGAGGGCGCCGCGCGGGCCGGUCCUCUGGCGGCGGAGACGCCUGCCCGGCUGGCGCUGGCGUCAGGUCGAACGGAGGCGGCCGUGGAGUCGCUGCUGGCGCCGCUGGGCUCGGCGGACGACCCGGAGCUGUGGGCCAUGACGGUCGACUCGCACCAGCCGGCCACGCCCGGUCACACCCACCGGGGCUUCGCCAUCUCCGGCACCGGCGCCGUCCAGGCCCAGGAGUGCGGCGGCGACCGGCCUCCUCUCUGGUACAUCUGCUCGGGCAUGGGCUCCCAGUGGCCCGGCAUGGGCCGCGAGCUGAUGGCGUUCCCCGUCUUCAAGGCGGCCUUCGCCAGGUGUGCCGAGGCGGUGCGUCCCCACGGCAUUUCGCUAAUGGAGCUGGUACAGUCGGACGACGAGGCAGCAUUCCAGCACACCACCAACGCCUUCGUCCUGAUCGCUGCCAUUCAGGUGUGCAUGAUUGACCUGCUGCGCUCGCUGGACCUGAGCCCGGACGGCCUGAUCGGCCACUCGGUGGGCGAGCUGGGCUGCGCCUACGCCGACGGCUGCUUCUCGGCCGAGCAGGCCGUGCUGGCCGCCUACUGGAGAGGCGUCUGCAUCAGCGAUGCGCGGCUGCCGCCCGGCGCCAUGGCUGCCGUCGGCCUGAGCUGGGAGGAGGCUCGCCGCCGCUGCCCGCCGGGCAUCGUUCCCGCCUGCCAGAACGCCGCCGACUCGGUCACUGUCUCCGGGCCGAGUGACGCGGUGGCCUCGUUCGUGGCGCAGCUGCAGGCCGAGGAGGUGUUCGCCCGCACCGUCAACUCGUCCGGCGUCGCCUUCCACUCCCGCUACAUCGCCGAGGCGGCGCCCAAGCUGCGCGCCGCUCUCGAGAAGGUGAUUCCGUGCCCGCGGCCCCGCACGGCCCGCUGGAUCAGCUCCUCCAUCCCGGAGAAGUCGUGGGGCCUGCCGCUGGCCCAGACCUCGUCGGCCGCCUACCACGUCAACAACCUGGUGAACCCAGUACUGUUCCAGGACGCCCUGCGGCACGUGCCGGAGGGGGCCGUCGUGCUGGAGGUGGCGCCGCACUGCCUGCUGCAGGCCAUCCUCAAGCGCUCGCUCAGCUCGUCCUGCACCAUCCUCGGCCUCAACAAGCGCUCCGCCUCCAACAACAUCGAGUUCUUCCUCAGGAGCAUCGGCUCGCUCUACACGGCCGGCCUGACGCCGUCCGUGCGCUCCCUGUACCCGCCGGUGCCGCUGCCCGUGCGCCGGGGCACCCCGCGCCUGGCCCACCGCGUCGGCUGGGACCACGCCGUCCCCUGGGACGUGGCCGACUUCAGUGAGAGGGCCGGCUCCGGCGGUGACCUGGUGGUGACCUGUGACCUGACCUCGGAGUCGGACGCCUACCUGGCGGGCCACACCAUCGACGGGCGCAUCCUGUACCCCUCCACCGGCUACCUGGUGCUGGUGUGGCGCGCUCUGGCCAAGAGUCUCGGCCGCCAGAUGGAGGACACGCCCGUCGAGUUCAGUGACGUCACGUUCCGGCGCGCCACCAUCCUCAGCCGCGACAACCGUGUCCGUCUGAUGGUGUCCCUGUUGGACGGCUCGGGCCAGUUCGAGAUCUGCGAGAACGGCGCGCCGGUGGUGACCGGCCACGUGCGGCUGGAGGAGGAGCCGCUGGGACCCACCCACCAACUGCUGAUGGACCAGCCACCUUCAGACUCGGCCGAGGGCGUGCGCCUGCUGACCCGCGACGUCUACAAGGAGCUCCGUCUGCGUGGCUACGAGUACACUGGCCUCUUCCAGGGCAUCGCCGAGGCCGUACCGGCAGAGGGGCGCGGCCUGCUGCGCUGGCACGGCCAAUGGGUGCCGUUCCUGGACACGAUGCUGCAGUUCUCCAUCCUGGGACGUGACCAGCGGACGCUGAGCCUGCCGACGCGGGUCCAGCGUGUCGGCAUCGACCCUCGCCGACACCUGCGUGACCUCACCGAUGGCGCUGACGUGCCUGUGCUGUCGGACCCCGCGCUGGACGCCGUCGUCUGCCCGGCCGUCGAGAUCUGCGGUCUGAAGGCGUCGCUGACGCAGCGCCGCCACAACCAGUCGGCGCCGCUGCUCGAGACGUACCAGUUCGUGCCGCACUUCGACCAGAAAGCAGGCCCCCUCCCGGAGGAGACUCUGCUGGGAGUGCUGGCUGACCUGGUGCUGGAGAACUCGGCUGGCAGUCGGCUUAAAGUGGCAGAGGUGACCGAGGACGGCGGCGACGGGCGGAUGCUGCGGACCAUCGUGGAGAGGCUCACCCAGCAGCCCCUGGUCCAGGCCGAGUCGGUGCUGGUGACGCCCGCUGAGCGCCCGCUAGAGCAGCCGCUGCAGCAGGAGGACCUGAUCGUGCUGAACGGCUUCCGGGCCGACCAGGAGGUGCUGGAGCGCGUGCUCGCUGGCCUGCGGGACGGCGGCUUCCUGCUCACUGCGAGCCCGAUGCCGGCCUCCUCCGCCGUCGUCACCCGGCGCUGGCUGCCGCUGGCCGCCGGGCCCGAGUUCGACUGGCUGCCGCGGCUGCAGCGCCACCUGGCCGAGACGCCGCAGCACGGCAGGCUGUUUGUGACGGCCGACGAGGGCGACUCCGGCAUCCUGGGUCUGGCCGCCUGCCUGCGGCGAGAGCCGAACGGACACGUCAUCAGAGCCGUCUACAGCCCGGGCCGGCCCCUGACAGAGGCCGACCGCGACCACGUGACCCGGAGCGACCUGGCGGCGCUGUGUCACGUGUCGGGCGGCUGGGGCAGCUACCGUCACGUGGUGGCGCCGACGCCGCCGCUCGAGCCCGUCCGGCACGCGUUCAUCAACACGACGCAGCGCGGCGACCUCUCCAGCCUCAGCUGGGUGCAGAGCGACGACCGGCACGUCGACGCCUCCCAGCUGUGCCAGGUGUACUACGCGCCGCUCAACUUCCGCGACAUCAUGCUGGCCACGGGCAAGCUGUCGGUGGACGCGCUGCCCGGCGACCUGGCCACCAAGGAGUGCGUGCUGGGCCUGGAGUUCGCCGGCGUGGACGCGGCCGGCCAGCGCGUCAUGGGCCUGGUGCCGGCGCGCGGUCUGGCCACCACCGUGCGCGCCGACCCGGAGUUCCUGUGGCCGGUGCCGGCCGGCUGGACGCUGGAGGAGGCCGCCUCCGUGCCGGUGGUGUACGCCACCGCCUACUACGCGCUGGUGGUGCGCGGCCGGCUGCAGCCGGCGCAGAGCGUCCUCAUCCACUCAGGCUCUGGCGGCGUCGGCCAGGCCGCCAUCACCAUCGCCCUCAGCAUGAACUGCACCGUCUUCACCACGGUCGGCUCGCAGCCCAAGAAACAGUUCUUGCUCAACACUUUCCCCAAGCUGCGCGAGGAGCACAUCCUCAACUCUCGCGACCUGACCUUCGAGCCGGCCGUGCGCCGGCUGACGGCCGGCCGCGGCGUCGACCUGGUGCUCAACUCGCUCAGCGACGACAAGCUGCGCGCCUCGGUGCGCUGCCUGGCGCAGCACGGCACCUUCCUGGAGAUCGGCAAGUUCGACCUCAGCCAGAACAAUCCGCUGGGCAUGGCCGUGUUCCUGCGCAACGUGACGUUCCACGGCAUCCUGUUGGACGCACUGUUCGGCGACGGCGACCCGGCGGCGAAGCGGCGCGUCACGCGGCUGGUGUCGGAGGGCCUGAGCAGCGGCGUGGUGCGCCCCCUGCCGCGAGCCGUCUUCCCGCGAGACCAGAUCGAGCAGGCGUUCAGGUACAUGGCGGCCGGCCGUCACAUCGGCAAGGUGGUGCUGCAGCUACGGCAGGAGGGCCGGUCCGAGCAACUGCUCGUGCCGGCCGUGCACCGCUGCUACCCGCCCGCCGAGCGUGUCCACGUCAUCACCGGCGGCCUGGGCGGCUUCGGGCUGGAGUUGGCCGAGUGGCUGGUGACCCGCGGCGCGCGCCACCUGGUGCUGACCUCUCGCAGCGGCGUCAAGGACGGCUAUCAAGCCUCUCGCGUGCACUCGUGGCGACGCAGGGGCGUCACCGUCCAGAUCUCGCGCGAUGACGUCAGCACGACGUCGGGCGCGGACCGCCUGAUGCAGGCGGCGGCCAAGCUGGGUCCGAUCGGCGGCGUCUUCAACCUGGCCAUGGUGCUCCGUGACGGCCUGCUGGAGGGCCAGACGGUGGAGACGUUCCGCCAGGUGGCGGCGCCCAAGGCGGAGGGCACAGUGCACCUGGACCGGGCCACCCGGCGCACCGGCUGCCAGUGGUUUGUGGUGUUCUCGUCAGUGAGCUGCGGCAGAGGCAACGCCGGCCAGGCCAACUACGGCUACGCCAACUCGGUGAUGGAGCGCGUGGUGGAGCGGCGCAACGCCGAAGGCCUGCACGGCUUGGCCGUCCAGUGGGGCGCCAUCGGCGACGUGGGCGUGGUCCAGGACACCAUGGGCGGCAACGACGUGGUGGUGGGCGGCACUCUGCCGCAGCGCAUCUACUCCUGCCUGCAGAUUCUCGACCGGACGCUGGAGGGCAGCGGUGUGGUGAGCAGCGUGGUGCUGGCUGACAAGCGGCCGGACGCCGGCAGCCGGGCCAGCCUGGUCGACACCGUGGCCAACAUUCUGGGUCUGAAGGACGCCAGCAAGCUCAGCGCGCAGGCGACGCUGGCCGACCUGGGCCUCGAUUCGCUGAUGGGGGUCGAGGUGAAGCAGACGCUGGAGCGCGAGCACGGGCUGACGCUGGAACCGGCCGAGGUCCGGCUGCUGACGUUCGCCCGGCUGGCCGAGCUGCAGGAGGCGCGGACGGAGGCUCAAGUGCCCGAUGUUGUGGCCAAGUUCAUAGUGCUUUCAGUGUUCGAUCCGCGGCCGGACGGCACGUACGAGACGGGCCGGCUGACGCCCCGCCGGCCGCUGGUGCCGCUGUGUGAGCCGGCCGGCUCCAGCCAGCCGCCCGUCUACGUCGUCCACCCCAUCGAGGGCAUCGCUCAGCCGAUCAGUGAGAUGGCGGCUCAGGUGGGCGGACCUGUGUUCGGCCUGCAGUGCACGAACGACGCGCCGUGGAGGCCCAUGCGGCUGGCGCGCCGCUCGUGCUGGCCGGCUACUCGUUUGGCGCGGCCGUAGUGUACGAGAUGGCCGCACAGCUGGAGAGGAGUGGCCGGCCGGCGCCGCGCGCGCUGGUGCUGCUGGACGGCUCACCGAGCUACGUGUCUCAGAUCACGAGCAGUUACGCGCGCAAGUACACGGACCAGCCGACGCAGGCGGCCGGCGAGGCGGACGCCCUCUCCAUGACGGCCGUCUCGCUAGUCAACAGCGACUACUCGAAGCUGCGCGCGGAGCUGAUCGCGCUGCCCUCUGUCGACGAGCGCAUCGGUCACGUGACGGCGGUGCUGGCCGGCUCGGGCCGGUUCAGCGACACUGAGCCGCUGCAGGAGAUCGUGCACCGCAUGCUGCUGCGGAUCCUGGCGGGACACGCCUACCAGCCUCAAGGUCAGCUGAGCACGCCCGUCACGCUGGUCAAGGCCCAGCACAACGACCGUGGCGCCGCCCUCGGCGAAGAUUAUCAACUUAGUCAGUUCUGCAGUGGCCCCGUGACCGUGCACUCGGUGGCGGGCAACCACGUGACCUUCCUCAAGGGUUCUUCGGCCGGCCGCGUGGCAGCGCUGCUAGCGGCCGCGGCUGCCGCCGACCAGUAGCCGGGGGCAUCGCUGGCCUGCGCUGUCCGCGCCCGGCAGCGGCCGCUGCCGCUCUGAAGCUGCACCUCACGAAGUGCUCCGGCCGGCCGCGGUGACGACAGUGGCGGAGUUGUGAUAUGUUCGUACAGGGACCAG